Messenger RNA from Bombyx mori (domestic silkworm), 2361 nucleotides. RefSeq names its product hikaru genki (gene hig). The record is from RefSeq and is marked provisional. Lineage: Eukaryota; Metazoa; Arthropoda; Insecta; Lepidoptera; Bombycidae.
AUGAGCCUCGCGAUCGGCAGUGAGAUGUGUUUCUCGUUCUUCAAGUGUCUUCUGAGACUGGGCAUUUGCUAUCCAAACCCUCUGAGGAGCUCAGGCGGGAUUCCCUAUCGGUGGAAGUCUCAGACUCACGCGAUACUACAUUCGCUUCGCGAUCGGCAGUGUGACGUGCUUCUCAUUCUGCAAGUGCCUCUUGAGACCGGGCAUUUGCUAUCCAAUCCCUCUGAGGAGCUCAGGCGGGAUUCCCUAUCAGUGGAAGUCUCAGACUCACGCGAUAGAGAGGUUUUUUUUUCCACAGGAGAAAAUCGCUGGAUCCCCACCCGCACGUGCGUAUGUGGGAGUCGAACCUCACUAAACUCCUGCCGCUCACAGCCGGGGCUCUACCCCGAACCGGGUGGGAACACAGUCGGAGCUAUUGAAACGGCGGCACAGGGUUUACGUAGAGCAUAUUACACCCAUCCCGCCGUCCCCCAGACGCCGAACCGUUCCCUCGGUCGACAGGCCAAGAGCCCGUUCCUCCCCGCACAAAACGGGUGGUGCCUGAAGCUCUUCGGGGGCCGGAUUACGGACGGGACCCCGGUCCUGAUCCCCUGCUCGGCGGCGGCGGAUUUCUGCGUAGUGAGGAGAGCUUUGCCUCACCCGCCCCGCCGCCUACUUCUGCGAGAUGGUACACUCGCAGAAGUCAAGCAUAGCCUUCCAAGACACGUCGCUGCCAAGCAUCGACACCACGACGCCAGGCAGCGACAAGUCCGGUCCUAUCUUUGUGACAAGGAUACGGCGCUGCAUCUCCCAAGCGAGGCAGACAGUGAGCGUAUGCUCCGCCGUGUCCAGGUCGUGUCCACAAUGGUGGCACCUCGUCGGCGGCUCAGCUCCUAUCUAGUGCAGGUACUUCCCGAAGCAUUCGUGCCCAGUCAGCACCUGCACCAGACAGAAGGUGAGUCGUCCUCGGCCACGAUUUACCCAGUCAUCAAAAACCGGGUAAACCGCCUCGACGAAAUAUCAAAUGAGAUAUAUUUUGUGCUAUGCACUUUACAGGUUAAAUUUCCUGGUUUGAUUGGUCCAUUAAAUGAAAGAUUAAUCUGCAAAAUUAAGUGCAUCGAUGGGAACUGGGUAGGACCGCUUUGCGCUAGUACUCCGGGUAAUGUAUACUUUAAAUUCAAUCGUGGACGUUUGUUGAGUACGUAUUUCAUUAGAAACGGUGCAUCGCUCAAUACGAAUGCACCGGACGACUUAUCGACGACGACAUUAAAAAAAAGUCUUCAUGAAAUGUUCUUUCAGAAAGAAACUAGUUUUCCACAUGGCUCUUCAAUAGUGGCAAGGUGUAUACAUUUCGGUUUUUAUAAGCUGAAAGGAGAUAACACAAUGCACUGUGAGAAUGGGGAGUGGGUGCCAAAGUUUCCAGAAUGCGUUCCGACCAGUGUCAUCACUAAUUUUACAGGCGACGCUCCACCCACUAUACAGUACGCAAUUAUAAGUGGUUCAGCAGUUGUAGAACCCACAGGAGAAUUGUUCGUUUUCCCUGACAGUACUCUACGUCUAGACUGUGUUACUCCAAGAGCUUUAGGCAACCCGGAAUGGAGUUGGACGCAAGCCCUUGGAAAUUACGAAACCGGCUGGUCAUCGGACGAAGGCGAGAAGUAUACCCAUUACAGACUGACGCUGUCAAAGAUGUCCGCGCGUCAUAGUGACACGUACACUUGUGCCACUCCAACGGGACACACCAAUACAGUGAUCGUUAAAGUUGUUAAUGUAGUUUGUCCAACAAUAAACGUGUCUUCGCCUCGGCUACGUCAGUUUACACAAGGAACUAGACUUGGUCAUUCGGCCCACUUUAGUUGUCAAUCUGGUUUUCAUCUUAAUGGCUCUGCAAUUUUGACUUGUAUGGGAAACGGUCAUUGGUCAACCAGCCUUCCGACAUGCCUGGAAACUUUCUGUCCCAUGUUGAAGUCUUUAGGUCCUCACUUAAGUUUCGUUGAAUAUAAUUCGUCAUUUGGGGGUCGUGCCGUAUUUCAGUGUGCCUGGGGCUACAGGCUUGUGGGUUCACCAGGUUUGGAAUGUGAACAUGACGGUCAGUGGUCUGGAGAGGUGCCAAUUUGUUCACCAAUCUAUUGCCCUGAUCCAUUAGUCCCAGAAAAGGGACGUCUGCUAAUAGAGCCAUCUUCAAAGCACGGCAAAUAUACUGUUGGGGACCUUAUGAUAUAUGAUUGCGAAGACGGUUACGACAUUGUCGGAGAGUCUUCUAUAGUCUGUACUGAAAACGGAUAUUGGUCACAUCCCCCACCUUUCUGCCUACUCCCUUCGGUGAUCAAAAAGGCUGAUACUAUAUUUAUUGAGAAUAUAACAUUAGUUCAUGUCGAAGAAUAA